Acanthamoeba castellanii str. Neff is the source of this 873-nucleotide messenger RNA. Its product is annotated as HemolysinIII related subfamily protein. Lineage: Eukaryota; Discosea; Longamoebia; Acanthamoebidae. The transcript has 10 exons. Gene Ontology annotation, molecular function: signaling receptor activity. The record is from RefSeq and is a predicted model, not a curated record. The coding region runs from base 1 to 873 and encodes 290 amino acids. Gene Ontology annotation, cellular component: membrane.
AUGAAGGACCAGCGAGUGAUCGCUGACAAUGCGUCGGCGACCGCGGCCAACAACGGCCGGCAGGUGGAACUGAGCGCCAAGAACAAGGCCGAGACGAGCUUCACUAAAAUCUCCCUCCUCGACAUCUGCCUCGAAGACAACCCCUACCUCCGAAGUGGGUACCGAGAGAUGGGCAAGGAGGACGCUUGCGCGUGCGUGUGCUCGGCCUUCGCGCUCCACAACGAAACUGUAAAUAUCUGGACGCACGGUCUGGCAUUUUUGAUGUUCGCUGGUCUCGUGCUCGAGAACCUCCUCUCCACCGCCAACAUGCCCUUCUACGACCGCACGUUCUAUCACGUGUUCCGCAACCACUCGGUCCGGGCCUACGCCAACUGGCUCAUCGCAGAUAUCAAUGGCGUCGGCCUGUAUAUUUUUGGUUCGGUGCUGCUGGUGGCCUAUUUUCGAUUCUGGUGCCACGACGUGCACCGAUGGACCUACAUGACUCUUGAUGUGAUGCUCUAUUUGUCAUUUUCGUAUCGAUGCCGGCCAUCGUCAAGUACCUGGCUGUUCGGUCUUCUCUCCAUCCUCGGCCUGUGGGCCCACAUCCACGCCGACAUCCGCGACGGGUUCUUCGAGUGGAACACGGUGAGCAGAAACCUCAAGCUGGUGUGGGUGGCCGUCUGCGUGAUCGGCUCCAUGGUCAUCCGCAACAAGAAGGUCCCGGAGAGGUGGUACCCCGGCCGAUUCGACAUCUUUUUUGCGUCGCAUCAAAUCUUCCACGUCCUGGUGUGGCUCGGCAUGUGCAUCCUCUACUCCGUCUUCUACUCCGAGUUCGGCCCGACCAGUCUCACCGCCGACAACGGCCGCACCUGUCCCACUUCUCUGUCGCUUUGA